UUUUUCUCACUCAAAUGGGAUGGUUCUCAAGCAGCUCUAAAACCGAAGAACCCGGUGCUCCUUCAAGAGAGGACCGUAAAAAGUGCUGGGAGACGAGGGAUGCCUAUUUUGCUUGCUUGGACUCUGUCGGGGUGGUGAAAGCUGGAGCGGAAGGCAAUGCGUGCGGAAAGGAGAAGAAAAGAUACGAAGAUAGUUGUGCGAAGAGCUGGAUUGACUACUUUAACCAACGGCGGGUAAUCGCGGAUGCACAGAGGGAAAGACUGGCGCAGGGAGAUUCACAGGCGGGGAACACACGGAGGUAGCGAAGAUCUCCGCAUACAUAGGGUCCAGUUUUCUUGGUGA
Messenger RNA from Laccaria bicolor S238N-H82, 342 nucleotides. RefSeq lists its product as uncharacterized. The record is from RefSeq and is a predicted model, not a curated record. The transcript is spliced from 2 exons. The coding region runs from base 15 to 302 and encodes 95 amino acids. Gene Ontology annotation, cellular component: respiratory chain complex IV; mitochondrion. NCBI's taxonomy places the organism in Eukaryota, Fungi, Basidiomycota, Agaricomycetes, Agaricales, Hydnangiaceae.